UUCGCUUCGGUUGAUUGUUUUCAGCUGAUCGGUUGUAUUUUAAAUGCCACUUACAAGAUUAGUAAUUUUGCUAUUGGUAAGGUUUUAAGCAUGCAGAAAUCAUGGAAACUGUAGAAAUUAAAGUCACAUAUACAUUAAAUAUAGUUAUAUCAUUGUUGAUGUUUUACUCGGCGGAGGCACGUAUUGUUGAGAAAGAUGUGUCUAUUUCUGGGUACAACAAUGUUCCCUCUUUGAAUCUGGCUAUGGAUCGAAGUUUCAGCUUCGGUGAGGACUCCAGUCUGAUCUUCCAACUUAUGUGCCCAGUUAAGAAUCAUCAUAUUUACCCUGAUGUCUACUUAUUAGCUUGUAGCUAUGGUGACAGAAGAGAGGUUUCGCAAUGGAACAAGGAUAUGUUAGUAGGAUUGUGCCACCAACUCGGAGAGGUCGAACCAAACCCAUUAGACGUACUGCCUUGCUCGCAUAUGAAAGUCCACCGUACCAUAGAUGAUCAUGUCUCUUAUUACCUGAACCAUACGUUUGAACGGCAGCACAGCUUUUUGUUCAUGAUGCUAUUAUGUCCUCAAGAUAAAAGUAAACCAUCAACACCUGUUAUAUCGCAGGGAGCUGUUUGUCGGUCAAGGCUGACUACAAUGAACAAGGAACGUCAUCUGAGCAUGGACGAGUUUCCCGAGCCAAUAAUCUAUAAAAUACUGCUGAUGGUUUGGGCGAUACUCUACAUGUGUUGGAUUGUCAACUGGACAAUUUAUAACGAAUACUCCAAUGGUCUUCAUAAGUUCUUGUUUGUCGCUCCAACAUUUAAGCUUGGAACUCUAGUUUUCCAAAUGAUUUACUGGCGAUAUAUGGACAGCACAGGACUGCAGCAGGACACAAUAGAAGUUUCUCUUUACAUGAUUACAAGUAUAGAAGACCUCCUGCUGUUUAUUACUAUAAUGAUGGCUGCUGAAGGCUGGUGUGUCAUGAGACCAUACAUUAAACAUUGCCGUUCCGCACUAAUUCCAAUUAUUUUCUUCUUCUAUAUCACAUCGCAGUUAUGCGUUAUAUUUGCUAAUACUUAUUUUUUGGCAUUUGCUAUUUCCUGUAUUGUCUUCACAAUCUAUCGUGCAUUAAAAUGGUCUUCAGAAAGCAUUGAACUUCUCCAACGCCAGAUAACAAUCACACGGCAUCUGGUCUCGGUUAAGGAGAUAUAUUUUGAAGGGAACAGCCCUGAAGCGCCAUUGCUGAAGAAACUCCGCAUCUACAGCCGUUUACGACAGUUGAUAGCGGUCUACACAAUAACCUAUGCAGUAAUUAUAACAGUGGCUUCAUUUCUUUCACAGUUUACAUGGGUGAGAACGAUGCUAUUCGAAAUACCUGAAUUUGUGGUGUACGUAACACUUGGUUAUAUAUUUUAUCUUCGGGAUUUCAGUCGCUACGAAUCCGCAAGUUUAGAACUCUUUCAGGACAAUACGGUUGUAAUGCUGUUGCCGAGUCCGAAUCAAAAAUGGCCUCAAAAACAGACGUUAAUGCUCGGUCAUGCAAUUAAUAUUUUACCGAGAACUCCGCAAGAUCCAAGUAGUUCGAAAGAAUUGCCGCCACUUCCUUCACCAGUGUAAGUUUUAAGAUCUUUCCAUACUUUCAAAUGGUAUGUGACAAAAAAAUGUGAUGCCCAUAUUUGGGUGUACUAUGACAUCAUCAUGCCUAUGUAUGGACACAUCACACAAUUUGGUCACAUAAAAUUCCAUGGUGUGGACAAAAGCUUAAUAUUAAAAGGAGAAUUUUUUAUAUUUUGACCAGCCUUGUACAGUCAAAUUAAAACAUGGUAGAAAUAUUAUUUGCAAACAAAAAUUUAAAGUAAAAUUCUUAUAUACUAUAUACUUAAUCUUAUAUAUAUCAAAGUGCUAUAACAAGCUGAAUAUUAUUGUUUUCAUAUAUUUUUAAAUAUCAUCGUUAAUGUUAACAAGCAUAUGUAAUUAUUCUUGUCAUAUUGUAUUAAAAAAAUAAAUUUUUUAUUGUAAUUUUAAUCAUGUAUAGAAGAAAUUCAAUAUUGUAGAUGAAGUACUUCAAUAUAUCUAUCACACUCUCUGUGAAAAUGACCCACAUUUGUGUUGUCAACAAAUGUAAUCUUUAACAAAUUUAAUUGUCACAGUCGUUUUUAUAGUUAAACAUUGUCUUUGGUUAAUAAUUGUACUGUAUGCGUUGAUCAUGCCAUUGUAAUUAAUUAUGAUUUAUUUCUCAAAAUACUUAAGAGAUUUAUUUGUCUCAA
Messenger RNA from Anneissia japonica, 2242 nucleotides. Its product is annotated as protein GPR107-like. Gene Ontology annotation, cellular component: membrane; Golgi apparatus. The coding region runs from base 102 to 1592 and encodes 496 amino acids. The record is from RefSeq and is a predicted model, not a curated record. Gene Ontology annotation, biological process: transport. Lineage: Eukaryota; Metazoa; Echinodermata; Crinoidea; Comatulida; Comatulidae. The transcript has 8 exons.